GCUGAGCCCACACUGGAAACAGAGGACCGAGGGAGCCGAUGGAAGACAGAAAAUCAGCAGGUGUGGAGCAUGAGAAUAACCCGGAGAAGGACAAAGCUGGGUGACCUGCCUUGGCCCAACAUCCCUGGAGCCUCAGCCAGAUUUCAGCCUUUUAGGACACAACUGACACCCGGGGUGCAUGGUGCUCCAACCAGUCAACACUGCCAAGGUGUCCAGAGGAAACGGCUGGCAUCUGUAGCUACUACCCACUAUGUCUUGGCCAGCUGGAGAAACAGAGGCAACUUCACUAAAUCUCAUAGGGUCAUCCUCUCCAUAAUGACCAGUGAUGAUCUGUCUUCCUCUCUGUCCCCAGCUCUACCUCUUCUGCCACAUGUCACCAUGGCAGCACCUCUUGACCCGGUGUCUGACCCAGGGACAGAAAUGAGCCUCUUGGAACUCAACCAGGAGCUUCAGUCCAAGCUGGAAGCAAGCCAGCAGGACAUCCGAGACCUCAGAGAGAAAUUCCUUGUAUCCGAAGCUACUGCCUACUCCCUGGCCAACCAGCUGCAGAAAUAUAAGUGUGAAGAGUUGAAAGACAUCAUCGAAUCCGUGCUGGGGGAGACGCUGCAGUGUAAGCAGGGGAAGUUGGCAGAGACCUUGACCGAGAAGCUCAGGCAAUAUCAUAUCCUGAUUAAAGCUCAGGCUGCAGAGCUGACCCAGUUGUGGCAGAAGUUACGGGAAGGGAGAGAAGUUUCUGAGCCAGUCGAUCAGCACCUCAAGGACCUCCUCACCCACCAUGACCCCGAGCGUUCCCAAGGCCAGGGCUUCCAGGAGCAAGUGGCCGAGAGACACAGGCUGGCAGAGUGCCUUGCCCGCCAGCUCAGCCCCGAAGAUGAGGAGGAGGAGGAGGAGGAGGAGGAGCAUGAACAAGCAGAAGAAUCCCUCACCACCAGCAUGGAGCUUCCGGAAGCUGAAAAGAAGGAAAAGAAGGAAGUCCUCCAGGACACGCUGAAUGAAUGUGUUUUGACUCCUUCCAUUGGCCAAGAAGGGCGUGACUGCUACCAGCCUUACAGGGAUGGCACGUUCCCAUCGGAUAAACAGGAAUUCGGCUCUGCUCUGGAUGUAGCCUGUGAAUGCUCCCAUUCCAAAGGGGAUGAAACUCCACCCGGUUCCCCAGACAACCAAAUGGGUCACGAGCGGCUGAAAGGGCGAGAGUCAGAUGCCCCCAGGCUCAGUAGACAGCUGCUAGAGGUGGUGGAGGAGGAAAUCACAUGGGACUCUCUGGAUGAACGCUACUGGACAUAUUCGGUUCUUCCUGACCUGUCUGACUCCUACUGGCCUUACAGGAGCACCGCCAUCUUCUUCCCUGAGGAACUGGAAGUCUCUUACGCUCUGGAAAUGGCCAAAAAUCAGACCCAUCAAGAGGAGGAACAAGAGCAAGACCUGACAUGCGCCAGGCUCGGCAGGGAGCUGCCGGAGAGUGCAGAGCAGGAUGUCCAACAGGACUCACUGGAUGAACGCUAUUUGACUUACUCAGCUCUUCCUGACCCGUCUGAUUCCCCCUGGACACACAGGAGGGCCAACAUCAACUCAUAUGAGGAUCUGGAUGUCUGUCCUGCUCUGGAAGUAGCUAGCAAUCAUAAUGAUCUUUGCGAUGAAGAAGACCAGGACCCGAUAUGCCCCAGCAACACCAGGCUCUGCAGGGAGCUGCCAGUGGCCCCAGAGGAUGAAGUCCCACAGGACUCAGUGGGGGAAUGUAAUUUGACUCCUUCCGUUGGCCAUGACCUGUCAGACACCUAUAGGCCUUAUAGGAGUGCCUCAUUCACCUUUGAUAAACAGGAAGUCUUCUUGGGCGUGGAUGUAGAUGCCCCGAUGCAGGUGCCCGGUCCCCAAGGGCCAUCGAGUGGAAACUUGACUUUCCCAAGGCCGGAGGUGCAAGCUUCACAAGCACCGCCACAGUCAAAUACCCAGGUGGCCAAUUCUGUGCCAGGGCAGCCGGACCAGCAGUUGGCUUGUGGUGACGGCAGAGCCAGGCUCCGCCCCUCCCCCGCCAUCAGGAGACUGGCAGCCAUGAUGGUUUCUGGGAGCCAACGGCCGCUCUUCCAAGAGCAGGGUUUGGAAGCUUCCAUGGGUGUGAAGAACCCUCCCAAGCUGGAGGGUGACGCUGCUGAGGGCUCGGUGGCCAACCAGUGUGCAGGUCAAGUCUCUGGCCACGUUAAUGCCCUGGGUGUGAUGAAACAGAAGAUGAUCAAGAGAAAAGUGCAGUUCGGCGAGGGCAGACUCGCGUGCAGAUUCCGUGGCCUUCAAGCAUAGGGCACAGAGAUACCAAGGACUCCAGGAACUAAGAAAAGAUACUCCUCAUUUAAACGAAACCCCAUCAUAAAACCCCAUCAUUCUCCACUUGCUGAAAAGAACUCUAAAGCAGCAAAUCAAGCUAAAGCCCAAACAGAACAUGCGAGGGAUCCUUUGCUGAGAAUCGACAUCUCGAUCACAAGCCACUCUCUGGGAUUUUUACUCCAAAAGUCUGGUUUGAUGAGAGGAAUGCUCGCUCUUCUGACUCCAGUCGUGAUAAGUCGCCGAGGCAACCAAUGCCGAGCCCACACGCCCUUGUGAGACACCUUCAGUCUGGCUCCUCUCCAUUCCAUCCUGCGGAUAAGCGGAGGCUGGA
Lynx canadensis (Canada lynx) is the source of this 2647-nucleotide messenger RNA. RefSeq names its product neuroblastoma breakpoint family member 6-like. The record is from RefSeq and is a predicted model, not a curated record. Lineage: Eukaryota; Metazoa; Chordata; Mammalia; Carnivora; Felidae.